Molecule: messenger RNA, 2133 nt
Organism: Acaromyces ingoldii
Lineage: Eukaryota; Fungi; Basidiomycota; Exobasidiomycetes; Exobasidiales; Cryptobasidiaceae
Product: NGP1NT-domain-containing protein
Exons: 3
Coding region: 1-2133 (710 amino acids)
Cellular component (GO): nucleolus
Molecular function (GO): GTP binding
Source: RefSeq, a predicted model, not a curated record
AUGGGUCUCAAGGUCAAGGGCGGUUCUGACAAGAAGGCGACCUCCUCGAGAGGCGGAAAGGGCAUCAAGGGCGAGAACUUCUAUCGAGAUGCCAAGCAGGCCAAAAGGGUCAAGCUCCUGGCAAAGAACGGCAUUGCCAGCAAGGCCAUUCGUGACAAGGACGGAAACAUCAUCCAGAAUGCCGAGUUCCAAAGCAGCGAGGCCAAGCCCGGCCGUGUACAGCCUGAUCGGCGGUGGUUUGGCAACACACGUGUCAUCUCCCAGGACGCUCUUGACCACUUUCGAACCUCGCUCGGCUCCAAGGUCAAUGACCCUUACUCGGUCCUCAUGAGGAGAAACAAGCUUCCUAUGUCGCUUAUUCAAGACGCAAAGACGGGCAAGUCACCCGAUCUCACGACGGUCGAGCCCUUCUCCCAGACCUUUGGGCCCGGUGCCCAGCGCAAGCGUCCAAGACUGGACGGGGCAAUGGGAAGCUUUGCCGAGCUUGCCGAAAGCAGCGAGAUGGCAGGAAAGGCUGCCGAAGACAAGCAAAGAGCAGCUGCAGAGAGGGCUGCAGGGAUCGGUCUUGUUUCCGCCGACUCGGAAAUUGGAGCGCGGGACCCCAACGACCUAUCGUCGGCGAGUGCCUACGACGUCGUGCCUUCGCUGCAGGAUGAAAUCUACUCCAUGCCAGUCACAAGAGGUCGUAGUGAGCCGAUCUACAGCAAGGGCCAGUCUCGACGAAUUUGGGGUGAGCUGUACAAAGUCAUCGACUCUUCCGACGUCGUCAUCCACGUCCUCGACGUUCGCGACCCUCUGGGGACAAGGUGCAGGAGCGUCGAAAAGCACAUUCGGGACGAGAAACCUCACAAGCAUUUAGUCUUUCUCCUCAACAAGGUCGACCUUGUUCCAACUUGGGUCACGGCACGCUGGGUGAAGAUUCUUUCCAAGGAGUACCCAACAUUGGCCUUCCACGCAUCGAUCAACAACUCUUUCGGAAAGGGUUCGCUGAUCCAGCUGCUGCGCCAAUUCUCUGUUCUCCACUCUGACAAGAAGCAAAUUUCGGUCGGCUUCAUUGGCUAUCCCAACACGGGCAAGUCUUCGAUCAUCAACACGCUCAAGAAGAAAAAGGUGUGCAACGUUGCGCCCAUUCCCGGCGAGACGAAAGUGUGGCAGUACAUUACCCUGAUGCGGCGCAUCUACCUCGUUGACUGCCCCGGCAUCGUUCCCGUCGGUGCCAACGACUCCGAGACAGGCACCGUGCUCAAGGGCGUGGUCCGUGUCGAGAAUCUCGAGACACCUGCCGAGCAUAUACCCGCCCUCAUGUCGCGAGUCAAGCCCGAAUACCUCAAGCAGACGUACGAGGUCAAAUUGUGGACCGACAGCCAGGACUUCCUCGGCCAGCUGGCCAGACGCAUGGGCAAGCUUCUCAAGGGCGGCGAGCCGGACUAUGAAACGUGCGCCAAGAUGGUUCUCAAUGAUUGGGUCCGCGGCAAAAUUCCCUACUUCGUUGCUCCUCCUCUGCCCGAGGUUGCAGCUCAAGGUCAAGAUACCAAAGCCAAAGACGUCAAGGGCAAGGGCAAGGCUGUGGCCGAAGGAGAGGUGGAUGACACCUCGGCCUUGGACACGGUCGUGCGAAAGAAGAGGGUCAAGGGCGUGGAACAGCCACUGCGACAGAUUGCCGUUGUCAACAAGUUCACCCGAGAAGACGUUGACGGUGGUGUACCCGAGGACUUCGAUGCGGCCGCCAAGGCUGACGAUGUCGACGUGGAAGAGGAGCCCGAGUUCUCCGAAGGAAGUGAAGACGACAACAGCGAAGACGACGAUGAUGACGAUGAUGGCGAUGACGAUGACAAUGACGAGCUGGAGGACCUGGCGUGGGAGGACGUUUUCAAGGGCGCCUCGUCGCCUGGCUCUGGCGACGCGACAGCCGCCAGCAAGGCCGAGGAAGAAGAAGUUGAAGAGGAGACGGCGAAGCCAAAGAAGGCGGAGCGCAUGAAGACGAACAAACGUAAGGCGGAGAACUUCUACGACAAGGUCAACGUCAAGGGCAAGAACCGCGAGAAGGCGCAGAAGAUGCAGGAGCUACAGCGCGAGAAGCGCAAGCAGCGAGCGCCCAAGGUUGGGGCGAAUCGCAAGGGCGCUAGACGAUGA